AUGGAGAAUAAUUGGAUACCUACUAGAGGAUGGAGGUUUGAUCCGAGUGAUAAUGACAUACUAAAUAUCCUGGAAAACUACGUAACAGGACGAGCCAAUCCGCCUCAAGCUACCUUCAACUUUGCAAAUUUUUAUGGCGAUAUAACAAAUCCAUCAGCGGGUGCAGUCGGAGACCCUGCAAAUCCAACAAUCAAAUACUUUGUGACUACUGUAAAGGAUAAAAUAUCAGUAUCAUCAUCAUUGGGAUUCUAUUGGAAAAGAGACAACCAACUUAUAGGCAUUAUUAAUGAAGUUACGGGUGAAAACAGAGGUUUUAAGAAGUCGAUCAAGUUGUUUCAGAAGGGCGUGGAUUCAGAUAAACUCGUGUGGAUAAUGACGGAGUACUCUUUGAAUUCGAAUACACCAGGAGUUGAAGAAGAAGAUUUCAAAAAUGAAGUCAUAUGUCGAGUAAGGAGAAUUCUAACUAGCAAUCCUAAGGCCAGGCCCAACAACAGCAAGAAGCCCAAGCCCAGCAACAACAAGAGGAGGAACAUGAAGCUAGCUGACAUUGACUUACAACUAAAGUUGUGA
Solanum stenotomum is the source of this 570-nucleotide messenger RNA. RefSeq lists its product as uncharacterized. Gene Ontology annotation, molecular function: DNA binding. Gene Ontology annotation, biological process: regulation of DNA-templated transcription. The transcript is spliced from 2 exons. Bases 1 to 570 code for a protein of 189 amino acids. The record is from RefSeq and is a predicted model, not a curated record. NCBI's taxonomy places the organism in Eukaryota, Viridiplantae, Streptophyta, Magnoliopsida, Solanales, Solanaceae.